AUGAUGUUCAGAACAAUAUUUCAAAAUCUGGCCUGCUUUCAUGCUAAUGAUCACCACUUUAUUAGCGUGCCUUUUCUAUUGGCCUUGUGCUUCUUUCUGAGAGGCAGUGAGAGCGGGGCGGAGAGGUCUCGUCUCCUGCUGGGGUUCCAAGCUCCCAAGAACAUCUCCUUUCCAUUCAGUGCAAUGAGACUGGGGGCAGCGAUGCAGAUUGCUAUCGGCAAGGUGAAUUCGAACCCUGCCUUCCUGAAUAACUACACUCUGGACUUUGCGUACUUUGACUGUGACUGUGACGCCAAGACCUCUCUCAGUGGAUUCAUCAGCCAGGUGUGGAACGACAACAUCUCAGCCCUCUUUGGCCCCGCUUGUCCCGAGGUAGCAGAGGUUACAGGUCUCAUGGCUUCCCAAUGGGACAUCCCAAUGUUUAGCUUUGUAGGCCACACCCCCAAGCUGGACAAUGUUGCUGUUUAUGACACAUAUGUCAAACUGGUGUCGCCCCUUGAAAGAAUGGGGAAGACCCUGCUGAAGGCUCUUCAGCACUUCGGAUGGAAGAAUGUGGCUAUGCUUGGAGGGGGCUCUGCCGAUAGCAUCUGGGACAAAACGGAUGAUCUCUGGAAGUCUGUGCAGAGCCAGCUAAACCCCAACAUCACCAUUAUAGCCAGUGUGAAGUAUGACACCAGUGACCCUGAUCUCAACCGCAAGAAUCUGAAGUACAUCUCAACCGUGGCCAGGAUUAUUAUUGUAAUAUGUAAUUAUGAGGAUGCAAGGUCAAUAAUGCUGGAAGCUCAGAACCUCCAGAUUGAGCAUGGGCAGUAUGUCUUCUUUAUACUACAGCAGUUUGAGAUCAGUGGCGUUAUGGAUAACCUUUGGAAAUAUUCUGAAAAUUCAGAAGCAGUUCAGACUCCCCUAGCAGUCUUUGAUUCAGUGUUCGUAGUGACAUUAAAGUCCUAUGGAGGAUUUGACUACUCUGAUUUAGUCCAUCAAAUCUACCAGAGACUGAAAGGGCCUCCAUUCUACAGCAAUCUGACUUCAGAGAAAGAGGUGAGUUCUUAUGCUGCCUAUCUCCAUGAUGCAGUGCUACUUUAUGCCACAGGAGUAAAGGAGCUGAUAAAGGCAGACAAGACGUCCUUUAGAGGGAGAGAGCUGGUAAACAGCUUGAAAGCAAACAGGGUUCAGCUUUAUGGUGCGACAGGUGUGGUGAGUCUGGAUGAGUCUGGGAAGAGGUUUAUGGAUUAUUCUGUAUAUGACCUGCAGUCCUUUGGAAACAUCUCAAAAUUUGUGCCAGUUCUGCACUAUGACAGCAUCAGGAACAGCAUCAGCCCCACACCGGAAUUCUCAAAUAUCAUUUGGCCAAAUGGACAACCUGUUAAAGACACACCUGAGUGUGGAUUCAACAAUAACCUCUGUGGCUUAUCAAAUAACAAUGUCUCUACACUGACCUUAGUGUUCGCGUUCCUGGGGGCGACCACUGCAGCAGGAAUAUGUGUUGCACUGCUGGUCGUACAUAAAGACAAACUACGAAAACAAGAUGAUGACAUCUGGUGGAGAGUAAACUAUAAUGAUAUCCAAGUUAUCAAAGAUGUAAAGGAAAAUCAGAAUAUAAAUAAAUCGUUAUCCACUACACUGUCAGCAAAGGAAAGUGGAAGCUGGGAGUCCCAGACCGUAGGAUCCAGCAACAAAAGCCAUGGCUUGAAAGACAAAAUAGGGAAAGAGAUCAUUUAUACAACUACAGCUCUCUACAAUGGUGAUCUGGUUGCCAUUAAAUACCUUGAUAGGCAAACAGCUACUGAUGUGAGAAAGCCAUCAAUAAUGGAAGAGUUUAAAGUUAUGCAUAAACUGAGACAUGAAAAUCUGGUGUAUUUCAUUGGUGCUUGCAUAGAACCACCAAAUAUCUGCAUUCUUACACAGUACUGCAGUAAGGGAAGCUUAAAGGAUGUUUUAAGUAACACGGAUAUUGAGCUGGAUUGGAUGUUCAAGUUGUCCUUCGCUUAUGACAUCGUCAAUGGAAUGGUGUUUAUUCACAACAGUAAUCUCAGAUCCCAUGGGAAUCUAAAACCCACAACCUGCCUGGUGGACAGUCGACUGCAGGUGAAGCUCACAGGAUUCGGAUUAUGGGAAUUCCGAUAUGGGCCUAAGCACAGAGUGAUUGCUCAAGAAAACCCCAAAUACGAAGAACUUUAUUGGACAGCCCCAGAAAUAUUAAGACAAGUCCAACAUACCUUUAAUGGCACCCAAAAGGCAGAUGUCUACAGCUUUGCCAUUAUAAUGAGGGAACUGAUUUACGAUGGAGAAAUUGGUCCAUACCAUGACUUGCAGAUGGAACCGGAGGAAAUUAUUAACAAAAUAAAGGAUCUCACUGCAAUGGUUCGAUUGAGACCCUCAUUAUCAGCCGACAAAUGCAACGAGAAUAUCAUAGCCAUGCUUAACACUUGCUGGGAUGAACAUCCAGAGCGAAGACCAACAUUUCUAUCAAUCAAACGACAAUUACAAGAAGCAAGUACUGAAAGUCAUGUAUGCAUUGUGAACAACAUGGUGAACAAACUUGAGAAAUAUGCAAAUCACCUGGAGGAGGUGGUAGAGGAAAGAACCAAUCAGCUGACUGUAGAGAAGAAGAAAAUAGACAAGCUGCUCUCCAGCAUGUUGCCCAGUUACAUUGCAGAGGAGCUGAUAGCUGGGAAGUCUGUGGAACCCGAGAGUUUUGAGUCUGUUUCCAUUUUCUUCUCUGACAUAGUUGGUUUCACCAGCAUGUGCUCCAUUAGCUCUCCCCUGGAAGUGGUCAAUCUGCUCAAUGACCUCUACAGCUUAUUUGAUGAAAUAAUUAAGAUCUAUGAUGUCUACAAGGUGGAAACCAUUGGGGAUGCAUACAUGGUAGCCAGUGGACUCCCCAUUCGCAAUGGUAUAAAGCAUGCUGAGGAAAUUGCCACCAUGUCUUUGCAUUUCCUUAGUGCGAACAUGAUGUUUAAAAUAAGGCAUUUGCCUGAUGAAAAACUGAAGAUUCGCAUAGGUCUGAACUCAGGGCCAGUUGUGGCUGGAGUGGUUGGAAUCACAAUGCCUAGGUACUGCCUGUUUGGAGAUACCGUGAAUAUGGCAUCCAGGAUGGAAAGCAACAGCUUGCCAAUGAAGAUCCAUGUAUCUGAGAGCACUGCAAGUAUUCUUUAUAAGAUUGGCACAUUUCAAUUGGACCUAAGAGGAGAUGUUGAAUUGAAGGGUAAAGGAAACCAAAGGACUUAUUGGUUGAUAAACAAAAAAGGAUUUAAUCUGCCACUACCAGACUCCAGCACUACUGUUGAACUGCUUGAGGAAACAGCCAUGCACUUGGAUGGGGUGGUGGCAGAAGAUCCACAGAAUGCCACCAGGGGAAGGCCAUGGGGAUGCAGCGCUGAGGAGAAAGCAUCAGACUAAAGACCAUGUCUAUACGUCUGCUACCAGGGCCAAGGCAUUAACCAGCUCUAGUGUCUAGGAAAAUAAAUGCCAGUGACCUGCCUCAAAUGAGGAAACCUGACACCAUCCACCAAACCAACGAGGACCAUUUGCUUUGCAGAGAAAAUAUUUUCACAAUUUCAUAUUCCUCUAGGCUGGUUGCAGCUUUGUAGGCAAUGUCAAAAUAAUGGUGACCCACGCA
Molecule: messenger RNA, 3619 nt
Organism: Acipenser ruthenus (sterlet)
Lineage: Eukaryota; Metazoa; Chordata; Actinopteri; Acipenseriformes; Acipenseridae
Gene: gucy2g
Product: guanylate cyclase 2g
Exons: 22
Coding region: 1-3399 (1132 amino acids)
Biological process (GO): receptor guanylyl cyclase signaling pathway; protein phosphorylation; cGMP biosynthetic process
Cellular component (GO): membrane
Molecular function (GO): guanylate cyclase activity; protein kinase activity; ATP binding
Source: RefSeq, a predicted model, not a curated record